UCUCCAUAUUGUACACUCACCAUCAUGAAAUCAGUUUUAGUUGUCAUAAUGCUGGCAGCGACUGCGUUCGCUGGCCACCACGAGGAACAUGAGACUCAUCACGUAGAAAAAGAGUCCCAUUUUGAACAUGGACAUUUUGAACAUCAUGAACCAAGAGUAGAACUUCAUGAACAGACUUAUCAACCUCAUUUUGAAGUCAACGAGUCCGAGUUUCAACACCAAGAACUGGGAGAGCAUGAAUCUGAACACCAAGAACUGGCAGAGCAUGAAUCUGAACACCAAGAACUGAAUUUUGAACUGCACGAAGGACAUAAAGAACACCAUGAGCCAGCCAGGUCUUACCAGAAUUUUAUUCUUCAUGUUGGCCAUCAGAUUCCAAUCAAAGUACCCGUGAUUCAUUUCUUUGAACAUCACGACGAAAAUGUUCUCCAUCACCACCAUGAACACGGACUUUGAUUAGAUUAAGAAAAUGACUGAAUA
Molecule: messenger RNA, 480 nt
Organism: Macrosteles quadrilineatus (aster leafhopper)
Lineage: Eukaryota; Metazoa; Arthropoda; Insecta; Hemiptera; Cicadellidae
Product: histidine-rich glycoprotein-like
Exons: 2
Coding region: 25-456 (143 amino acids)
Source: RefSeq, a predicted model, not a curated record